AUGGAUGAUGGAUCUACACUAACACUUAUAGAUCAAACACUUGCAGAUGAAUUGGGUGAGACUGGCGUUCCCGAUCCUCUAUGCAUUCACUGGACUGGAGACAUAAACCGGUAUGAAGCUGAUUCGCAACGACUCGAUUUACGAAUUUCAGGUAAUAUUCAAGGUGCGAAAAUAUAUCCACUCCGAGGUGUUUACACGGUUAGUAGAUUAAAUAUGUCAUCAUCAACAUUGUUUGCUGACCAAUUGAAAACAAAAUAUGCACAUUUAAAAGGCAUUCCCUUGCCAAACUUUAUUGACAUAGUUCCUAAGCUAAUUAUUGGUGUAAAUAAUCCCAAUUUGAUAAUGGCACAGAAGGUACGUGAAGGUGGAUGGCAAGAUCCCGUAGGGGCGAAAACCAGAUUAGGGUGGACAAUUUUUGGUGGCGGUAAUAAUCAGAGUAAAGGUAACGGAUUAAACUUACAUAAAUGCGACUGUGAGAGCGAUAACAACUUGCAUGAACUCGUAAAGUCUUUCAUGUUGAAUGAAAAUAUUGGAAUUUCAGUGCCAAAGGUAAAUCCAGUUUCAAUGGAAGAUCAACGAGCCAUAGAAAUUUUGGGUAACUGCGAGUUGCAUGAGGGUCAGUACACCGCGGGCUUGCUGUGGUCAAAUGACAAUAUACGAUUGCCAGACAGCUUGCCAACAGCUCUUAGGCGCUUUAAAUGUCUGGAACGUAAGUUAUCUAGCAAUCCUGAACUACAACGCAAUAUGCAGGAACAAAUUGACAACUUAGUUAAGAAAAAUUAUGCGACCAAGUUACCGAACGAAGCUAUAAAUGAUCGUGGUGACAAAAUUUGGUAUUUGCCGGUUUUUAUUGUCCGCAAUCCGCACAAGCCAAAUAAAAUUCGACUUGUGUGGGAUGCAGCCGCAAAAUCUAGAGAUGUAUCCCUAAACAAUUUCUUACUGAAAGGGCCAGAUAUGUUAACUCCACUAGUAAAUAUAUUAUUCAACUUUCGAAUGGGUAGAAUCGCAAUAUGCGGUGAUAUCGAAGAAAUGUUCCACCGCAUUAAGUUACGACACCCAGACGCAGAUGCUCAGCGUUUUCUCUGGCGUACUAACAUGAAUGAUCCGAUAAACGUUUACAGGCUCAACGUUUUAAGUUUUGGUGCUUCUUGUUCUCCAUGUAUAGCGCAUUACGUGCGAAACCUAAAUGCUUCGGAACACGCUGCUCAAAAUUCUCAGGUAGCGUGUGCAAUAAAGAAUCACCAUUACGUCGAUGAUUUUAUUGAUUCGACUCAAACCGUCGACGAAGCUAUCAAAUUGGCAAAAAAUGUUCGAGAUGUUCACUCUAAAUGUGGUUUCAACAUGCGUAAUUGGUCAAGCAAUUCGCCAGAUGUUUUAGCAGCGCUUAAUGGAGAUGGGGAGCCACAACUUAAAUCAUUUGACUGCAGUAAGGAUGUCAUAAAUUUCGAAAAAAUACUUGGUAUGUACUGGGAACCAAAAUCCGAUACAUUCAGCUACGUGCUCAAAUUUGUUCGGCUUAAGCGCAACGUAUUCGCGGACAGGGUCGUCCCUACAAAGAGAGAAGUAUUGCAAGUGCUCAUGUCAGUUUUCGAUCCGCUGGGACUAGUAGCUUGCUUAACUUCAUAUCUAAAGAUUCUUAUUCAAGAUAUCUGGCGAAGUGGAAUAGACUGGGAUCAACCGUUAAAUUAUGAACUUUCAUUGAAAUGGAAAACUUGGAUUGAAUACAUUCCCGUUAUUACUAGCGUGUCGGUACCGCGUUGCUACUCUCCACUCCUUUACGAGGAUGACUGUAAAGUACAACUGCAUACGUUCGUAGACGCAAGUGAAAAUGCAUACGCAGCCGUAUCAUAUUUUCGUAUUGAAGCUGGAGGUCACAUCGUCAGUAGGUUGGUAGCAGCUAAAGCAAAGGUCGCACCGUUGCGCCCGCUCUCAAUACCACGACUGGAACUACAGGCUGCGGUAAUUGGUGCACGUUUAACAAACAUGGUUGAGGAAGCACAUCGUAUAAAAUUUGAGAAGCGUUGCAUCUGGAGCGACUCAAAAACCGUUCUAAAGUGGCUUCAUGGUGAUCCGCGUAAAUUUCAACAAUUUGUAAUGUUUCGUAUUGCUGAAAUCCAAGAAGCAACUGCUAUCAGUGAAUGGCGUUGGAUACCAACAAAAAUGAAUGUCGCUGAUAUUGCUACGAAAACGAAGCCUUGCAUUGAGGUAGCUCAUCAAUGGAUAAAUGGUCCCGCUUUCCUUACUUUACCUACUAAAGAGUGGCCGGCACAAGAAGAUCUGGGUACGGUGAACACUAGCGAAUUUCGAACUAAACUUCUAAUUCACAACGUGCGAAAGAGAUUAUCUGAUGAAAGUUUACGUUCGGCUUUGCUGGAGGUGGAGAUGAUCAUUAAUUCUCGACCGCUGACAUAUCUAUCGCUCGACUAUGAGGACCAGGAACCGAUUACCCCAAACCAUUUUUUAUUGGGCAGUUCAAAUGGAGCCAAGCCGUUUUGUAAACCUGAAGAAAUUAGCUUAAAAAUGAAUUUACGUCAAAGCGAGAUGUUUGCGAAUUUAUUCUGGCGUCGAUGGGUACGUGAAAUGAUUCCAUCACUUACACGUCGCAGUAAAUGGUUUGAAAAAGUGAAACCCAUAAGCGAGGGUGACAUCGUAUUGAUUGUCGAUGAAAACGCAGAAAGGAACACUUGGCUAAAAGGUAUAGUCGUCGAAACAACGAUGGCAAAAGAUGGACAAGUAAGGCGUGCUAAAGUAAAAACGAGGCAAGGUGUUUUAGAACGACCAGCAGUAAAGCUUGCAGUGCUCGACAUCGGCAAAGACAAGGCAAGCUCCGAAGAUUCGUCCGCUUACCGGGGGGACAUUGCCGACUUAAGCAACCCGUAA
This is a messenger RNA of Anastrepha ludens (Mexican fruit fly), 2880 nucleotides long. RefSeq lists its product as uncharacterized. The record is from RefSeq and is a predicted model, not a curated record. The transcript has 2 exons. The coding region runs from base 1 to 2880 and encodes 959 amino acids. Lineage: Eukaryota; Metazoa; Arthropoda; Insecta; Diptera; Tephritidae.